Molecule: messenger RNA, 6977 nt
Organism: Tachyglossus aculeatus (Australian echidna)
Lineage: Eukaryota; Metazoa; Chordata; Mammalia; Monotremata; Tachyglossidae
Gene: KATNAL1
Product: katanin catalytic subunit A1 like 1
Exons: 10
Coding region: 1-1458 (485 amino acids)
Biological process (GO): microtubule severing
Cellular component (GO): microtubule cytoskeleton; microtubule
Molecular function (GO): microtubule binding; ATP hydrolysis activity; microtubule severing ATPase activity
Source: RefSeq, a predicted model, not a curated record
AUGAAUUUGGCCGAGAUCUGCGACAAUGCGAAGAAAGGGAGGGAAUACGCGCUUCUCGGCAACUACGACUCCUCCAUGGUUUACUAUCAGGGGGUGAUCCAGCAGAUUCACCGUCACUGCCUGUCGAUCCGAGACCCGGCUGUUAAAGGCAAAUGGCAGCAGGUUCGGCAGGAAUUAUUGGAAGAAUACGAGCAAGUGAAGAGCAUCGUGGGCACCCUGGAGAGUUUCAAGGUGGACAAGCCGCCGGAUUUCCCUGUGGCCUACCAAGAUGAACCUUUCAGGGAUCCGGCAGUCUGGCCUCCCCCAGUUCCUGCCGAACACAGGGCUCCACCCCAAAUAAGGCGGCCCAACCGAGAAGUGAAACCUCUGAGGAAAGAAAUGCAAGGAGCAGGGCCCCGGGGACCGGUAGGAAGAGCACACCCCAUCGCAAAGAGCGAAAAGCCCACCACCAGUAGAGCCAGAGGGAGAGAGGAAAAGGGAAGGAAGAAUCUGCAAGAUGGAGCCGGAGAUGGGGAAGUUCAAAGGUUUGAUGGCGCCGGAUAUGAUAAAGACCUGAUUGAAGCCCUGGAAAGGGAUAUAGUAUCCAGAAAUCCCAGCAUUCAUUGGGACGACAUAGCGGAUUUAGAAGAAGCCAAGAAGUUGCUGAGAGAAGCUGUUGUCCUUCCGAUGUGGAUGCCCGACUUUUUCAAAGGAAUUAGAAGGCCGUGGAAGGGCGUGCUGAUGGUCGGCCCCCCGGGCACCGGCAAGACCAUGCUGGCGAAAGCCGUCGCCACCGAAUGCGGCACGACCUUCUUCAAUGUUUCCUCCUCCACGCUGACGUCGAAAUACCGAGGCGAGUCGGAGAAGCUAGUCCGCUUGUUGUUUGAAAUGGCCAGGUUUUACGCACCCACAACCAUCUUCAUCGACGAGAUCGAUUCCAUCUGCGGGCGUCGGGGCACCUCCGACGAGCACGAGGCCAGCCGCCGGGUCAAGUCGGAGCUGCUCGUUCAGAUGGACGGAGUCGGCGGGGCCCUCGAAAACGACGACCCUUCCAAAAUGGUCAUGGUGCUAGCCGCCACCAACUUCCCCUGGGACAUCGACGAAGCCCUACGGAGAAGAUUGGAGAAGAGGAUUUAUAUUCCUCUGCCAACAGCGAAAGGCAGGGCAGAGCUCCUCAAGAUCAAUCUUCGUGAAGUUGAAUUGGACCCCGAUAUUCACCUAGAGGAUAUAGCAGACAGGAUCGAAGGUUACUCUGGAGCGGACAUAACCAACGUUUGCAGGGAUGCCUCUUUAAUGGCUAUGAGGAGGCGCAUUCAUGGCCUGACUCCAGAAGAAAUCCGCGCGCUGUCGAAAGAGGAGCUCCAGAUGCCUGUUACCACAGGGGAUUUUGAAUUGGCCCUUAAGAAAAUCUCCAAGUCUGUUUCUGCCGCAGACCUGGAGAAGUACGAAAAGUGGAUGGUUGAGUUUGGGUCUGCAUAACCUCAAUCAGUGAGCACACCUCCCUCUUCUAGAAUUUACGGGUUUUUUUUCUUAAUUGUAAAAGGAUUGGCAAGAAAUCCCUUUACCCCUUUCUCUUCAUUUAAAGGGAAAGAGGACAAAGAAUGAGGGACAUGGGAUGUAGUGAAAAAGCCCGUGGAAGCUGCACGUACGCAAUUGAAUUUACCCUUCCGUACCCUUCCACUGGAGUUUCUUGUUUUUACUCUUUCAUCUUUCUAAACCGGGCUGUCAAGGACAGUAACUGGCUGGAAGAAUCUAGUUGGGAAAUAGCAUGAGAUAGGUCAACUUUUUGGAAACCCACCAUUCUGUAGUGGGAAUGCCUAAUUUACAAGGAGCUGUAUUUCAAAUCCACGGAUUUUUGCUGCCCUCUCCCCCUGCUCGUUUCUUUAUUACAAGACUCAUCUCUUCUCAGGCGGCUCUCAAGAUGAGAAACGGGUCUGUGUUAAGACCUGAGCCGUCCAUGAUCUUGUGGCCCAUAAGAAUCUUGCAUGGAAUAACAGACUCCCCCGCAUGCCUGCAGAAUUCCCAGCAUUUUACUGUUCUCAUGGCUUCUUUCCAGACCUCUCAGCCACGGGGGUUAUAGUGUGACUUCUCUUUACCCGCUCCAUAAGCCACCGACUUCCCCAUCUCCCUGACUUAUCUGGGAAUGUCCACUUCUUUCCACUCCCAGUGAAGCUCUCAAGCCACAUUGUUUGCCUAUACGGAACGCUGAUGGCCAGUUAUUCUUGAAUUUGACCCUCUAAGAUACGAGGGAGAUUGCAGAUUCCUUAAAGGUGUGAAUCGCAAACACGCCUCCUGGAAUUGGACAGGUCUUUCCGACCCCACUUUCAGCAUGGCUGCUGUGAGACUUCCUUGGACAUCUAAAGGACUCCCUUCCAAUUUCAAGCGUCUUCCAUGCAGUUUAUGGUUUCAUCGAAAAUAGUCGAGACUUUGGGGCCAGCUUGGUUAUAGAGUUGACAAAUUCCAGCACACGCUUUCGUUGAAAUGUUCUCUGGUGUUUGGGGGUUUAUACAAAUUCCCCUGCUCCUGGAGAGUUUCCACGUUCAGUCGGAUCUGGGAUAGAGCCGUGUGCCGCCAUCGAGGGGACCAGACGUCUGUCUCUGAGUCGUGGGAGAGGUGGUUAGAUGGUUUAGCUGGCCUGCGGAAAGGUUCCAGAUGUAAAAUCAAAUAUUGGAUGGCCCAUAAAUUUCAUGGGGCAGUGAAAGCUUUCAUAUCCAGUUGCUUUCCUUAAACAAAUGACCCGAGAUUGCCUGACACAAUUUUGGGAGGAAUAUUUGUGUUUAAAGCCCUGAGCAACUUCGAAAGGCACUUUCAGAAGCCCUGCUUUGCGAAGGUUCUUUUGAGUUUUUUUUCCAUGUAAAUAAUACGGUUUGUUUUUCCCAAACAUUCUUAUCUAACAGUCUCGCAGCUGUCAGGGAUGCGUGGAAUUUCUGUUUUUUUUUCCUGGCCUUGUCUCCAUUCAAGACUCUGAAUGAUCCCCUUCUUCCUAGAGGAAGCCCAGAGAUGGCAUAAGUUAAAAUCUUAAGGUGCCAAGUCUCUGGGAAACAUCAGAGCUGUGGUAACCCUUGGGAGAGGUGGGAAGAGUUGAGGGGGAUAUCUCAGAUUCUUGGGUUUGGAAGAGUACUGGGAGAAAGAAGGGACUUGGAGAAAGGAGAGCAGUAAGGGAAGAAGGGCCAGUGGGGCAGUGGUUACCAUCUCACUCUCCCUACCCCAUCCAAACCUUGAGAAGCCAGAGAGCCCACCACGAGUUUUUUCCAGUCCAAAAAAUGCCAGGCAGGGACGAAAGGCAAUUCAAUUUUAUUGCAACUUGGUCCUUGAUGGUAUUUGGUUUAGCUAAGGACUGAAAGAUGAGAGUUGCCUUCUGUAAAAUAAAUCUGGGGAACAGUGAAAUCUUUUUCACCCAAGUACCUGGAGGCCUUUACUAAGUCUUACGAGGGCCCUGCUUGAUUCUUGAAGCCUGAGGUUGGUGGUUCAGUUGGACCACAAAGCUGCUUGCAGUUCCCCAGCUCUGGUAAGACUUUGUAACUCCUGCUUUUUCCGUGGGUACAUGUCCCUCCCAGACCUUUCCUUACAUGUUAAACUAUCUUCUUUCCCGAAUACUAUGCUGCUGCUCACCUUCCUGGCUAUUUGAUGAUGUAUUAAGCAGCAUUUGGGGUGAGAGGCAUCUCGUUUCCUGGGACCUCAUCAUUUUCCCCUGCUCUGGGCUGUCCGCGGUUCACUUGCCUCUCGGUGGCUUUCGCCCACAUAUGAAGAACUGAACAACAUGUUCACCUAGUCCACCUAGGACUCCCUACACAUCUUGGGCCCUGUUAUCACUCUUUGGUGCAGUUAUAGAAUCUAUAUGACCUAUGCUGCACGCUCAUAAAUGAUCCAGAAAAAUGCUUCUUUUUACCAAACCCCACUUCAUCCCCCUUUCAGUGUAAGUAUCAGUGAAGGGGGUUUUCACUGUGUUCUGUGGCACAUGCAUUUCCAAGCUUGAUUCCUGGUUCUCUUAAGGUGUCUUGGGUCCUUCAGCCAAUGGCUUUGCAGAUCGAUUUUUUCUAGCUUCCCGCCGGGGACCUCUGCUCCUUUGUUUUCCUGAUUUCUCACAGUUUUUCCCCUUUCUCUCACUUUGCCCUUUCCUGGCUCCUGGGUCCCCAGUUUCGAGCGGAGGCGUCGUCGUCACAGUCUCUCAUUUUUGUGAUCCCAAGCCAAAGGAAACGCAAAGACUUCGACCGAUUCUUUCAUCCCUCCUCCUCUCCUCCCUGACCACCUCCUCCUCCUCCCUCUUCCCCAUCCCUCUUUCUUUGUUUUGAAGUAAGCACUGAAACACUUUUAGUUCAGCAACUUGUUGAAUUAUUUAUGUAUUUUUGUUUGUAAAUGCUGUAGUCUUCUGGUGACCUUGACAGAUAUGUACUGGUCCCGUUUUGGCCGUGAACCCGGCUUCCAUCGCACCUCCUGAAAUGGCCACUGAUGAGAGGCAUCCGGCACCUGAAGCUUUAGGCCAGCGGUUAGUCCGUGGCUCCCUUCCCUGUCGUAUCCACAGCGUGCGGUCCUCAAGGGGGGUUGGGGACUAGGAUCCGGGCGGCCCUGGGUUUCCGGACCAGCCGGGGAGGCUGCCGGCUGAAGCGUUGUUGGCCUUUGGUGCGGUCUCACCUGUCGGGCCUUAAUCCGAAGCCUAUCGUCUGCCCGCAGACUCUCUUCGGAGCGUCCACCAUAAUCUAGCAAGUUGGGGCAACGCGGGCGGCCCUACACAGUCGUUUGGGCCAAAAGGCAACUCGGCCACCCGGAUUCCCAAGGGGACUGCCCACUUUUCCCUCAGUAGGGCAGUGAGUGGCCCAGGCGGGCUUGGCUUCGGUCUCUAAUCCGACUGACGACCCCCCUCCUUUUCGCCGUUUAAAAACGACCAGAGUCAGGCAAGAAGUGCGGGUUGGCCCGUAAGCUUUUAUUUUUGCUGUGGAACAAAGAGCUGGGUCUGCUAGAAUUUAAAGCCUUGGUUACAGGUGCUUUUAAUCUGCAGGGUGGCAGGCUUCCGUCCUCCCCUCUCCCGGCAAUAAAUCCCCUUGGACUAUGCCAUUCCUACCCACUCCUCCGCUCUCCCACUCAUAAACGGUGCUGAAUGAAAUAUCUAUGGUACAGUUCAGUAGUCUUUCCAAAAGAAGGGGGCUGCAGCAGCUGGAAUGAAAGAGCGUUGGAGUUACUCUAUGGCCGUUUUACACCUCCUUAGAGUGGGACCUAUUUGUUUUUGCGCCUUAUCUCUCGCUGCUCAUUUUUUACAAAACUGUAGCAUGUGCUCUGUGUUUAUUUUGUGCAAAGACCGGCCGGCCGUAGAGUGCUAGGAAUUUCACUUCCUGGGAGAGCUAUCAGCUGGAACUGGAGAACAGAGAUAUUGGCCCAUAGCUUUAAAUCCCUUAUUUUGUCAGUGGAUAUUUCUAGAGUGAAGCUUAACACUAUCAAUGCUGUAAUUGUUGUGAGUUAAUUUAUGGAUGUGUCUAGGCCAGUAGUGUUUUCUUCUUAUUUACUUGGAGUGUCUGUUUUUGAUGUUACCCUCAACUGUGGCUCCUUGCAGGGGCACUGGAGAAAUAAAAUAGCAACGGAGGUUUAUUUUUUCCAAGUUUUUCCCUUUUCCACCUACUCUGUAGCCUAAGUCUUUGAAUUGCGAUGAGGCUUUUGACCUGAGAAAAUAACCUGAUUCCACCCUCAGCCGUCAGGAAUGCUGUGAAGUUGGCACGGAUCCUGCUUGCUGAAUGGAAACAUUGAGUGUUUUGAGUGCCGAAGGGCCUAAGGCUAACUCGUGGCUUCCUUCAUUCACAAUUUUCAGUCCUUGGAGUAAGGAUCCCUCAUUCAUUUUCCAGCAGUGUGGCCUGGCCCAAAGCCUGCUCCAGGGUGGCCUUGCCUUUUUUUCCCCCCCUCUUUUCCUCCGUCUCUGACCUUCCCCGCCCCCCGUCCCUCACCUCCACCCCCUCAGCCACCGUCCCUCCUUGUAAAAACCACACAUCUGGCCGCUUUUCAAAAGCUUGCAAAUGCACCGCUUCUAUUGCAUUGUGCUUGGUGAUAAAUCACUCUUCCAACAAACAGAAAUCUUUGUUCAUUUCUUGCCCAGAGACUAUCUCAGUUAAUUAGCUGGGGAAGCGUGAUGGAGAGAGAAAGUCAGAGGACUGGAGAAAGAUGACCACACAUUGUUAGAAGCUCCCGAGACUCUGCCCCGUUGCCUUGUAUGUAAUGCUGUGUAUGUAAAGGCCAGGUAUUUAAUGCCACGUAUGUAAUCCCGGGUACGUAAUGCCGUGUUUGUCAUGCCAUGUAUUCAGACUAGGACCUGUGUUGAAUUUUUUUCAAAGUACUGUGAAUGCUUUCUACCCGGUGAUAUCCGUUCCUUUCAUCUUACCUGGAGACUCUUCCUUUCCACUAACGGUCGCGAAGUUUCAAGAACGACAAAAGUCUUGGCUAAUGCGUUAAAAAAAGCCUCAUCUGUUUUCCGAGUUGGGGAUGGGGACGCGGGGGAGGAUGGACAGGCAGAGCCUCCUUCAGUAGGAUGAGCCUCGUGCUAAGGUGAAGCCCGGCGAUAAACACGCACACAAAAAGAAAAACCCAAACCACACACACGCGCACCCAGCAUUCUCCAGCCGCAUCAGCGACCGCUGUAAUUGUCGAGCUCUGUCAUCAUCCACCCGAGCAGAUCCAACCCUCAGAGGCAAAGCAUGGCAACGCACAACAGACGGUCAUGGGUUCCCUGCUGGGGAGCGGCUACGAAGCCCGGGCUUCAGCUGAGGUCAUCGUGGACCCCAGGCCGGAAUCGUCCACAGCUCGUGUGAACUACUUGGUUGGGGGAACCUUCAAGGUUUGCUUUCAGUGUUUAAUGUCUCGGCCUUUUUGCGUUGUCCCUGAUUUAAAAGGCAUGACGUUCCUUCGAUGCGUGAAUGUGACAUUCCCGACCUUGGGUACUCCUUGCUGGCCCCCUGAGUUUAAAGUGUUUGCGUUUGGGUUGCGUUUCAGUAAUAAAUUGCAAGAGUGCGUUGUGGUCA